ACCAUGGUGCCCAGCAUGGCCUCGCUGCUGGACGGCUCCUCCGAGUACCGGCCCGAGCUCUCCAUCCCGCUGCACCACGCCAUGAGCGUGCCCUGCGAAGCCUCGCCGCCCGGCAUGGGCAUGAGCGGCACCUACACCACGCUGACACCGCUCCAGCCCCUGCCGCCCAUCUCCGCCGUCUCCGACAAGUUCCACCACCCGCACGCCCAUCCGCACGCCCACCACCAUCACCACCACCACCACCAGCGCCUGCCGGGCAGCGCCGGCGGCGGCUUCGCGCUCAUGCGGGACGAACGCGGAUUGCCGGCCGUCAACAGCCUCUACGGGCCCUACAAGGAGGUACCGGCCGUGGGGCAGAGCCUCUCGCCGCUGGGCAACGGGCUGGGCCCGCUCCCYGGCGCCCAGCAGGGCCUGCACGGCUACGGGCCGCCCGGCCACGACAAGAUGCUGAGCCCCAACUUCGAGGCGCACGCGGCGAUGCUGGCGCGGGGAGAGCAGCACCUGCCCCGGGGGCUGGGAACACCCCCGGCCAUGCUGCCGCCCCUGAACGGCGCGCAUCACCCCGCGCCCCCCGGGCCGCCGCCGCCGCCGCACGGCCCCGCGCUGCCCGCCGGCCGGGAGCGGCCGCCCCCCGCCACCGGCCCGCAGGGGAGCGGCUCGGGGCAGCUGGAGGAGAUCAACACCAAGGAGGUGGCACAAAGGAUCACGGCGGAGCUGAAGCGCUACAGCAUUCCCCAGGCCAUCUUCGCYCAGCGGGUGCUGUGCCGCUCCCAGGGGACCCUGUCGGACUUGCUGCGGAACCCCAAGCCUUGGAGUAAACUCAAGUCCGGCCGGGAGACGUUCCGCAGGAUGUGGAAGUGGCUGCAGGAGCCGGAGUUCCAGAGGAUGUCGGCCCUGAGGCUGGCAGCCUGCAAACGCAAAGAGCAAGAGCCCAACAAAGAGCGCAACAACUCCCAGAAGAAAUCCCGSCUGGUUUUCACGGACCUCCAGCGCCGAACGCUUUUUGCCAUCUUCAAGGAGAACAAGCGUCCCUCCAAAGAAAUGCAGAUCACCAUCUCCCAGCAGCUGGGCCUGGAGCUCACCACCGUCAGCAAYUUCUUCAUGAACGCCCGCCGGCGCAGCCUGGAGAAGUGGCAGGACGACCUGAGCUCCGGGGGCUCCUCCUCGGCCCCCAGCACCUGCACCAAGGCGUGAGGGGCRCGGCACGGCCCAGAGAGCGGUGUCACAGCAGGGCCCCGAGCUGGUGACUUAAAGCACAAUCCCCCCGCAGCAACCCCAGCGCAGCCGUUCCCGAGGACGUUCCUACGGCUUCUCAUCGCUCUAAGCAGGCGCAGGUCCCACGUUAACCUCUCUCCACACAAUACUAUGCUCAGGACACGCCAASAAGUCUGAAAUGUAGGGGAGUUGUUCUUGAGGCAAGUUUCUCCUGAGCCCCAGGUUUCCGUGGCUGAUGGGAGCCGCUGCCAGCCCGGCCGUGCCCGGUGCCUACYGUGUGCUGGCCACACCACCCCGCAGCCACCCGACAACGGAGCACAAAGCACUAAAAACCCAAGACCCUGUUUUUAAACUCAGGCAUGGUUUUGUUAAGUGUU
This is a messenger RNA of Malurus melanocephalus (red-backed fairy wren), 1592 nucleotides long. It is a transcript of the gene ONECUT2, whose product is annotated as one cut homeobox 2. The record is from RefSeq and is a predicted model, not a curated record. Gene Ontology annotation, molecular function: DNA-binding transcription factor activity, RNA polymerase II-specific; RNA polymerase II cis-regulatory region sequence-specific DNA binding. The coding region runs from base 4 to 1194 and encodes 396 amino acids. Gene Ontology annotation, cellular component: nucleus. The transcript is spliced from 2 exons. Lineage: Eukaryota; Metazoa; Chordata; Aves; Passeriformes; Maluridae. Gene Ontology annotation, biological process: regulation of transcription by RNA polymerase II.